This is a messenger RNA of Spirodela intermedia, 297 nucleotides long. The record is from the annotation of a GenBank genome assembly. Lineage: Eukaryota; Viridiplantae; Streptophyta; Magnoliopsida; Alismatales; Araceae.
AUGGCGACGGCGCUGCUGGGGCUUCCGCAGGGCCUCCUUGGCGGGUGCAUCGCCGCCGUGAACGCCGACAAGCAGCGCCGCCCGUACCACCGGAACUGCGGUUGCGCACUGCACGAUAAGUCUCGGCCGUGCCCCAAGGGAUCGCCGUGCAGGGCCCAGCUCUCUUAUCCCCUCUGCCGGGGAGCUUGCCGUCAGGGAAACCUGGUUGCGGCGGCGCCGGCCAGCGCCGGCGGAGGCGAUCUUCACAGGUCCUCGUCGGAAUCGGCGGGAAGACCUUUCAAGAAAACUCCUCAGUAG